GUACAAGGCCGUUGUGGAGCGGCCAAUAUGACCCUUCGGUGCUCUCUCUCUCUCUCUGUCAGUUGUCAGUAUUCUGUGGUGUCGCCGGGCAUAGCUCUGCAUGACCUCCAGGCCAACCUCGCCUAUGUGGUGGACGAGCUCGUCACGAGAGAACAGCUGCACCAGGCGGCACUGCAAAAGGCCGGAGACACUGACCUGGAGAAGGCCGACACUGAGGUGUCGCAGCGGCAUCACACUGGCGGCUGGAAGGCCCUCUACGAGGCAUUCAAGAAGGCCAAACGGACACUCAUCAAAGCCGGCAGCCCGCCGGUCAGCGGACGAGAGCAGUCGAUGUCCCUCUGUCUGUCGAUGAGCAUAAACCCACCUCUGUUGCGUUGAAUGCAGGGGGCCAUCCCGGAGGUCCUCGCGAGCCUCGUGCCGAUGGUAGUGGAUACGCCAGCCGCCACAGAGGACGUCCCGAUGAGCGGCAUAUCGUCACCCGCCAGCUCAACCCGGUCAAAGCAGAGCGAUUGCCAGGAGGCCCUCACGCCCCCCUCUCACCUCGUGUGGGUCGAUUGGCAUCGGCUCAGCAGCCAAGACAAGGACAGCGCAGCCCUGUCGAUGUCAGUGGAGGCCGUCUACGAUGCCGUGGCGGCGAUGGACGGCACCGCGGCCAGCAAGAAUGACGACGACAAGUAGGUCUGUCAAGGCAGCGGCGACCCAUGUGAGGGAAUGUCAGCCGAGGCGAUGGGACAGUUGUGCGCAGACGG
Messenger RNA from Vitrella brassicaformis, 749 nucleotides. The record is from the annotation of a GenBank genome assembly. Lineage: Eukaryota; Vitrellaceae.